CCCGGUGGUUAUUGUCGCGUGCUCCUUCCUCUCGCUCCUCCUGGCUAGCUCGCAGCUAGGCUAACGAAACAAACCUUUAAACCAGCAGUUUGACUAUUAUGACUGUUCGGAGCAGCGCGGCAUAGUUCAUCUCUUUUCCCGUCGUGUUGAAAGAGUGAGAGUUGACAAAAUGAACAUACGAAACGCGAGGCCCGAAGACCUGAUGAACAUGCAGCACUGCAACCUGCUGUGUCUUCCAGAAAACUACCAGAUGAAGUACUACUUCUACCACGGGCUGUCAUGGCCGCAGCUCUCCUACAUUGCAGAGGACGAAAACGGAAAAAUCGUGGGAUAUGUGUUAGCAAAGAUGGAGGAGGAUCCAGAUGAUGUACCUCACGGACACAUCACAUCUCUGGCGGUGAAGCGAUCCCACAGGCGUCUCGGCCUGGCUCAGAAGCUGAUGGACCAGGCCAGUCGAGCCAUGAUAGAAAACUUCAACGCCAAAUACGUCUCGCUUCACGUUCGUAAAAGCAACCGAGCAGCCCUGCAUCUGUACUCCAAUACACUUAAAUUCCAGAUUAGUGAAGUCGAGCCUAAAUACUACGCAGACGGGGAGGAUGCCUACGCCAUGAAGAGGGAUCUGGCCCACAUGGCGGAUGAGCAGCUGAGGAAACCCGGGGUGCGCCUGUCGGGUCCGGAGGCGCCGUCCGGCCAGAGUCCGUCGGGCUCCGGCGACCAGGAGAGGGAGAGCGAGAGGGACAGCGGGGGAGAGAGCAAAGAGCUGAGCGAAGUCAGCGAGGCCACAGAAAGCACAGACGUUAAAGAUUCCUCCUCCGACUCGCAAUGACGCCGCACACCCAGACAUUUUUAAAACCAUCCUCUUUUUAUCUGCGCUUUCACGGAUUGCCGCGCCUGUGCAUUAAAGAGCAACAUUUUCAUCACCAGAGUUCUUCUCUUCUGCUGUGACUCGACAGACUUCUCCAAAUUAAACCUAAACUACUGCCUGAACAUCUUUAUUUGACUCCUGCUGGCAACAUGUGGAGGCCCAGAUCUAAAGACAACUUGUGCUUUUUAAUUCGGUCUUAAGUUUUUUUAAAGAAGAGUAAUGCAAAUAAAUCUUUCAAACAGUG
Messenger RNA from Salarias fasciatus (jewelled blenny), 1109 nucleotides. RefSeq names its product N-alpha-acetyltransferase 10, NatA catalytic subuni (gene naa10). Gene Ontology annotation, molecular function: protein-N-terminal-glutamate acetyltransferase activity; protein N-terminal-serine acetyltransferase activity. Gene Ontology annotation, biological process: N-terminal protein amino acid acetylation. NCBI's taxonomy places the organism in Eukaryota, Metazoa, Chordata, Actinopteri, Blenniiformes, Blenniidae. Gene Ontology annotation, cellular component: NatA complex. The record is from RefSeq and is a predicted model, not a curated record. The transcript has 8 exons. Bases 170 to 826 code for a protein of 218 amino acids.